Molecule: messenger RNA, 1325 nt
Organism: Setaria italica (foxtail millet)
Lineage: Eukaryota; Viridiplantae; Streptophyta; Magnoliopsida; Poales; Poaceae
Product: alpha-ketoglutarate-dependent dioxygenase AlkB
Exons: 4
Coding region: 54-1100 (348 amino acids)
Biological process (GO): oxidative RNA demethylation
Cellular component (GO): cytoplasm; nucleus
Molecular function (GO): broad specificity oxidative DNA demethylase activity; oxidative RNA demethylase activity; ferrous iron binding
Source: RefSeq, a predicted model, not a curated record
GACCCACCGACUUGCUCUUGCACUUCCGCUUCGGCGCCUCUCGGGGUCCGCCCAUGGCCGGCGGCGGCGAGAAGACACCGGCGAAUUCCGCCCAGCCGUGGAAGGCACGUUCCGCUCAUGGAUCGGUCUACGGAAGGUCUUCAGAGCGUCAAAAGCAGGGAGCAUGUACAUUCUCACCUUCAGUUAGCAGCAGCAAAGAUUCACCGCAACAUUUGGUUACACCAGUUCAACCACUGAAAUCUGCUGACUCCAGAAGCAGUCCGUGUGGUUCAGGAUCUGUGGGAUCUGAUUCAGGAGCUGCCCCAUUUGACAUAUGCAUGAGUGCUAACAAAUGCCCCGUCAUCAAGUUAAAUCCUCCUUUAUUCGAGGUCAACAGAGGCAAAAGGCGAGACAGGGAACUUUCCAAGGAUGUAGCUCCAUUCCAACACUUGAGACCUGGGAUGGUUCUGUUGAAAAGAUUCAUAAAGCCUAAUGAUCAGGUUAAAAUUGUCAAAGUUUGCCAGCAGCUUGGUGUUGGUUCAGGAGGAUUUUAUAGACCUGGCUACCGAGAUGGGGCUAAGUUAAGACUCUGGAUGAUGUGCUUAGGGAAGAACUGGGAUCCGGAUUCAUGCUCAUACAGCGAUACACGUCCAUUCGAUGGCGCUCAACCACCAACCAUACCAGAAGAAUUCAGGAAGUAUGUUCAAGAUGCCAUUCAAGCUUCCCAUGAACUCUUGAAACAACGCAUAGGAGCUGCCAAUGCCGUGAAAGAACUUCCUCUGAUGUCACCAGAUAUCUGCCUUGUUAACUUCUAUAACAGUAGUGGGAGGUUAGGUCUUCAUCAGGACAAAGAUGAAUCAAAGAGCAGCCUUGACAAGGGAUUGCCUGUCGUUUCUUUUUCUUUAGGGGAAACCACAGAAUUCUUGUAUGGUGAUGGUAGGGAUGAAGAGAAGGUUUCAAAGGUUGAUCUUGAAUCUGGUGACGUCCUAAUAUUUGGUGGUAAGUCAAGGCACAUAUUCCACGGAGUUUCCAACACGAAACCAAAGACGGCGCCAAAGUGGCUGACGGAUGAGACGAGUCUUCGACCUGGGCGUCUGAAUCUCACAUUCAGGCAGUACUAGACAGUUGGUUGGGCUACUUGCAGGAGGUCACUUAUCUUUUGUUGUGCGUAUUUCAGUAUGUUGUUAGCAAAAAAUUGCGACUAGAUUAUGUCUAGUAACUGAAGAUCACGACUUCACCGCCGCUUGAUUGAAUGUUUGUCGUCAUGGCCAAUCAUUGUCUUCAUCAUGCAUGUGAGUAUAUGGGAAGAGAGAGAAUUCAGAAUAAUCUAGGGACCAUGGGCAUGC